CAGGCUGCGAGCCGAGCCCAGACCCCGGGCUGCGAGCCCCGACCCCCGGACCCCGACCCCAGCGCGGAGCCGGCGGCCUCCAGCGCCAGCGGAGCCCGGAGCGCAGCCCCUCCCUGCGCUGGGGUGUCGGGGUGACCCGGUCACCGGGGUCGGGCUGCGGGCUGGGAGCCGGGGGUGGGCUCUGAGGACCUGCAUUUUCUCACGUUUGCAGCACCGAAACUUAUGGGGUGAUGUGAGCAGAGCCCAGGAAUGCCUUAUGUGGAUCGCCAGAACCGAAUCUGUGGGUUCCUGGACAUCGAGGAAAAUGAGAGCAGCGGCAGGUUCUUGCGGAGGUACUUCAUUCUGGACACCCAGGCCAACUGCCUCCUCUGGUACAUGGACAACCCCCAGAACCUGGCGGUUGGGGCAGGAGCUGUUGGAUCUUUGCAGCUGACUUACAUCUCGAAGGUGAGCAUAGCUAACCCAAAGCAGAAACCCAGAACUCCAUUCUGUUUCGUUAUCAAUGCCCUGUCUCAGAGAUAUUUUCUUCAAGCCAAUGACCAGAAAGAUCUGAAGGAUUGGGUUGAAGCCCUGAACCAAGCCAGCAAGAUCACUGUGCCUAAGGCUGGGACUCUACCCCUGACCACCGAAGUUCUCAAAAGCCUAGCAGCUCCUCCUGCCUUUGAGAAGAAGCCACAGGUGGCCUACAAAACUGAGAUCGUUGGAGGGGUAGUGGUACACACACCCAUCAGCCAGAAUGGUGGGGACGGGCACGAAGGGAGCGAGCCAGGGUCCCAUGCCAUCCUGCGAAGGUCUCAGAGCUACAUCCCCACAUCAGGCUGCCGUGCUUCCACCGGGCCUCCCCUCAUUAAGAGCGGCUACUGUGUGAAGCAAGGGAACGUGCGCAAGAGCUGGAAGCGGCGCUUCUUUGUCCUUGAUGACUUUACCAUCUGCUACUUCAAGUGUGAGCAGGACAGAGAACCUCUGCGUACCAUACUUCUCAAGGAUGUUCUCAAGACACAUGAGUGCCUGGUCAAGUCUGGUGAUCUCUUAAUGAGGGACAACCUGUUUGAAAUCAUAACCAGCUCCAGGACAUUCUACAUACAGGCAGACAGCCCUGAAGACAUGCACAGCUGGAUUAAGGAGAUUGGGGCAGCUGUCCAGGCCCUCAAGUGCCACCCCAGAGAAGCAUCCUUUUCUAGAUCCAUUUCUUUGACUCGACCUGGAAGCUCCAGCCUUGCAAGUGGGCCUAACUCUGUCUUGUCCAGGAGGCAGCCACCAGUGGAAGAAAAGAAAGCCCUGUGCAAGGCCCCUUCUGUGGCCUCCUCCUGGCAGCCCUGGACACCUGUCCCCCAGGCGGGGGAAAAGCUGCUUCCAGCAGAGGAGGCUCCACAGGACUCUUUGUUCAUGCCUGGGGGGGGCAAUGCCACAGGGGUGCUGGCGAGUUCCCGUGUGCGGCACAGAUCGGAGCCCCAACACCCCAAGGAGAAGCCAUUUGUGUUCAACCUUGAUGAUGAAAACAUCCGGACCUCUGAUGUGUGAUGGACAGUGUCAUGGCAGGCAGGAGGAAGGGACCAUGCCUCAGAGUCUCAGCCUUGGUGGACAGAGGCCAAUGGCACUCACAGUGGGUAUGGCCCAUCCAGCUGGCUUUGGAUUUUGGUAUUAUUGAUGCAGUGUAUGUAAUUUGAGAAAGUCGAUAGGUUAGACCCACAGGUGUGCUCCACUGUCCCUUGAAUGCUCCCAGGGUCUUCUGGUGAAGAAUUAGUUUUAAGCCGCUGUAUAAUUUCCUUGUGUUUUUCUUUUCUUGGUUUUGUUUUCAGUCUGCAUACACACUCUCAGACCCAGAGCCGGUUUCAUUUGCCCCCUAUUUACUGGCUGAAGUCUGGGGUACAGGCCGUUGGUUGUCAACCCAACUGAAAGGCAUCAGGGUACAGGAGACCUAGGUUCCAGGAUCCAUUCUGAGAGGUAGUGUUAGAAUCUAGGGGAGGUGGACGUUGAACCUCACAAUGUCUACCAAGGUAGCUCCCCCAGGAGCGCCCCUAGGGGAAGAGACAGGAUCUCUUAUGACUCAUGAAGGAUAAUUCAGCUGCCACAGCCAUAGCCACUUGUGGGAAUUACUCUGGCCUUUUGAUUCUUUGGGACCCCAAAUGCUGUAGAUGUCAGUGACAGAUCCACUAGUUCAGUUUUUGUGUCAGGCUCUGAGGAUGGGGUUAUCAAAGUUAAAUGUUAGGACAGUGGAGACCAGUCAGACAUUUCCCUCGAAACCACGUUAUUUGAGUGUGUGGGGAUGGUGUGUGUACAAUGAUUCAUGUAUGUGUGUGUGUGUGUGUGUGUGAGAGAGAGAGAGAGAGAGAGAGAGAGAUAGAGAGAGAGUCUCUGAGAGGCAGGGGCUGAGAAGAGAUGGGUGAUAGUUUAUCCCCACUAAGCUUCUUUGGUCCAUGUUUUCUAGCCUGAAGAAAGGCUCUGUUUUGGCAAAUCCAAUCUUACAGCUGUUUUGUUUGUCUAAUUGUUAAGGGCAGUGCAUCUGCACCCUGGCUGAUUUGCUUUUUAUCCUUUGUGUUGGUGUUUGAAUGGAGCCAUGUGCGUGUUCUUGUAACUCAAACCCCAAGUCAGAUACGAUGCUAUGUGCUUAUCAGUGGGAAGAUACAAAGAUGAUUUUUUAAAGAUAGAAUGAAAAUUGGGUAUAAAGAAAUUGAAUCAGAGACUCAAAGCUGUUGGCUAGGGAUUUCCUAGGUUUCAGAAGAGCCCAGAAGAUUGAGUUUCUCACCCAAUUUUAGGAUGUAGUUUCUUCCAUUGGGCAAGAUACUAUUUCCAGUGCCCUUCCUGGCUUUUCAUCUGUAUGGCUUCUGUGAACUACCACCAAAAUCAGCUUCCUAAAAGGAGAGAGGAUGUGGCUUACUGCUUGCAGUAACUUUUAGCAGCAGAUCAGUUAAUUAUAUUUUUAAUUAGAAAUCUGUGGCUAUCAGAAGGGACUAGGAGGCAUUUUUAUUUACAUGAACCACCACUCUUUGUGUCUGUAGCUAAUACACAAGCCAACAGACCUGUGAUGCUCUGUGGUGGCCAGAGAUGAAGUGUGUUCUUUCUGGGGGACAUUGCAAAUGCCCCUGUGAAAUCAAGGACUCCUGGCCACACUGCCUUGGAGCUGUCCUCCUCUUCAGCUUGGCCUGUGGUCCUGGUCUAAAAACUGAAGUUCACUGGGCCUUUCUCUGUCUGUCUGCCUCUAUCUGUCUCUGCCUCUCUCCCACCCCCAUCUUUCUGUCCCCUUAAAAAAUGAAAACUCUUGUGUACUUUAGUACUUGGAACUUUUUGGCUUGGGAAUUAUUAAUUUACAAGUGACACAGGUUACAACCCUGUUUCAAAUAAUAUGACUUUAAGAAGCCAGUCCAAAUUCUUUUUUUUUUUAAUUUUUUCCCCCUCUAUGUAGCCAUGGCUAACCUGGAACUCACUAUGUGGUCUGGCCUCCAGCUCACAGAGAUCUGCCUCUGGAGUGCUGGCUCAACAAAUCCAAAUUCUUAAAGCCUUUGUCUCUGGUUUCAACUUCAGAUUUUUCUCAUGAAAAUUCUUUAGUCAACAGAAUUGCUCAAAGUGAGAUGGGGAACUAAUAAAAAUAAAUUAGGAACCCCUGAACAGGUUUUAAAUGUUCCCUGACUCAUGGAAAUGUUGUCAUCUUCUGGUGUUCAAACUGCGAGAUGUGUCCAGCUGUCUUAUAAACUGAGUUGACUGGUUGCUAUAGUAAGUUGAUAGGUUUCUUAUUCAGUAGGUUCGGUUUUGAGAAUGUGCUGGAUUAAACAUAAUCCACUUUAUGGUGAUAAAGGGAAAGCAAAGAUUUUCUUUCAUUGACUCUAACUGGCAAAUACUUGGGAAUUUCAAAUUAGAACACUGUUAAUAUAGUUUCAGUGUUUGAGGAAUAAAUUAUCUUUCAUGAGGUCUAGCAGCGUUCAGAUUUUUCAGAUUUUAUUUCAGUGUUCCCUUUCUAUUCAUAUUUCCUACGUUCUGGCCAAUUUUAUUCUGGCCUUUUUGUUUGUAUCUUGCUGUGUAGCCCAGGCUGGCCUUGAACUGGUAAUCCUCCUGCCUGUCUCCCGAGUGUUGGGAUUACAAGCAGCUGCCACUACAUUCUGUCACAUUAUUUGUGUUUUGAGACAUAGUCUCCCUGUAACCCCAGCUGGCUUGGAAUUUGCUCUGUAGACCAGGCUUGGCCUCAAUCUGAGAGAUCCUCUUGGUUUAGCUGGGACUAAAGGUGUGCACCACCCGGCUGUGUCUAUCACAUCCUUUUAUCAUGAGCCAAAGAUGGUGCAUGAAUGACUGACACAUUUAGUCUUCAAUGUGUAAAAUGGAACCCCAUGGAGAAAAUAAGACUGGUGGUGCCUUGUAGGUUAAGUGCCUAGGCUGGGGCAUCCCUGAGAAGGGUUUUCUGAAUUACAAAAGGUACUGUUUUCUCUGUGGAAUAAAGGCUUUCUCUGGGUUGGCCUCUUCUUUGAGGCUUCUGAGGUAGUCUUGACCCUCUGUGUGUGAUAGGAUUUGGGGUAGUUUUCUCUAUAGCCAAAGGGCUCACCCUCCCCUGCCCUUGAGAGCUUUGAUGGACUUGCUUAUUCAAAGUCAGGAAAUAGUCCAUCUUUCUCUUUCUGUGAGGAGAUAGAAGUCAAUACCCUGGAGAGUAACCUUAGGCCCUGGCAGUUCAGUCACACCUGUCCUUCCAAGUAGAGUGCUGAGCUCCUGGAGAGAUUUAAAGUCCAGCUUCUUCACUUAUUGGAGGCAGUAGCUGGUUUUGCCUCCUUUCAGAAUACAAACGUGCUCUUGUAAGGCCCAAAAUGACUGAAUACAUCGCAUAUCAGUAGUUGAACAGUGAGACUUGAUAAGCUUCCCUUCAGUGUUCACCAACUAGUCGUCUGGUGGCCGUGACAGCAUUUUGGAAAUUGGUUUUCCCAUGUGCACUUUGUUUAACUUUA
Molecule: messenger RNA, 4925 nt
Organism: Nannospalax galili (Upper Galilee mountains blind mole rat)
Lineage: Eukaryota; Metazoa; Chordata; Mammalia; Rodentia; Spalacidae
Gene: Plekha2
Product: pleckstrin homology domain containing A2
Exons: 12
Coding region: 250-1521 (423 amino acids)
Cellular component (GO): cytoplasm; membrane
Molecular function (GO): PDZ domain binding
Source: RefSeq, a predicted model, not a curated record